ACCACCAAGCGAUUCGAUAACAACAUUUGCCUUCUGGGAUUUUUGUGGUUCAAGCAGACAGUACUUCCGGCUACCAACGUUUACUUGAUUUGACAUCUUUUUCUAUUUUUUGGAGUGUUGAUAACGCCAAUAGACAAACACCAUGCGUUUUUUUCUUUUGGUGGAAUAUCAUGGUGUGAAAUUGGCAAUUCCUCAAGCUGAGUUGAAUCUUUCCACGCUGAUUAUUCCUGCCCUCCUCUCUGCUUCUUUCUUUACCGAGUUUUUUAUCUGAAUCGCCGAGUCUAAGAAUAACGUAUUGAAAAAGAAAAGAAGAGGGUUUCCAUGAGAGGAAAAAAGAGGUAGCUUUCUGGCCUUAAUACAUAAUCACUGCUACUAAUCUUAAAUGUAACUGGUGCUAUUGCCAUUCAUAACUUCAACGGCUCACGUAGCCACACCUACCUUUGAAAAACCGAAGUCUUCCCUCUCUUUUUUUUUAUUAACACAACUACUACCGGCCAUUUCCACCGCGCUCUUGCUCUCUAAACAAUGAAAAGCCCAUGUUCUCCCUACGUUCGCCGGACCCCAGCCUCUGGCGUACGGUCGACGUCGGACCGUAUUCCUUACUCCCCUACAUCCUCCUCCUACUCGGGCAGCUCCGCCGUGAAGAAGCGGGACCCGUUGUUUGCGGUAGCGAAAUCGGUGGCCGGAGUGUUUGGUGCUUGUUUAAUGCCCCCCGAGCCUGAGCCGAACGAUUCGAAGGCCUUUGGUUCCUCUGAAGAGUUAAAAGCUCCAUCUGUUGUAUCCAAUACUUCUGGGAGCAGUGAAAGAAGGCAAGGUUCAAAUCGAGGCAAUUAUAGCAGUACGUUCAAUUCAGUCCGUGAGAGAGAACCUCGGAGUGUAAAUUUUACCAUGGAGGAAAUAUAUACAGCCACAAGGAACUUCUCCCCCACAUUCAAGAUUGGACAAGGUGAUUUUGGGACUGUUUACAAGGGGAGACUCCAAGAUGGAACCGCUGUUGCCAUCAAACGUGCCAAGAAGAGUGUAAAUGACAAGCAUUUAGAUGAAGAAUUUCAAAGUGAGAUUCGAACACUGGCACAGGUGGAACAUUUACAUCUAGUAAAGUUCUAUGGAUAUUUGGAACAUGAAGAUGAAAGAAUUGUUCUUAUGGAGUAUGUUCCCAAUGGAACUCUCAGAGAACACUUGGAUUGCAUGCAUGGAAAUGUUAUUGACCUUUCUGUGCGCUUAGAUAUUGCAAUUGAUGUGGCUCAUGCAGUCACCUACCUUCACAUGUACACAGAUCACCCAAUUAUUCACAGGGACAUAAAGUCCUCCAACAUUCUCCUCACAGAAAACUUUCGAGCUAAGGUAGCUGAUUUUGGUUUUUCUAGACUGGCAGCUGACAGGGAUUCAGAUGCCACCCAUGUGUCUACCCAAGUUAAAGGAACUGCUGGAUACUUGGACCCUGAAUACAUGAGGACGUAUCAAUUAACUGAGAAGAGCGAUGUUUAUUCAUUUGGUGUGUUGCUGGUUGAACUAAUGACAGGUAGGCGUCCUAUUGAAACGAAAAGGGAAAUAAAGGAACGUUUAACUGCAAAAUGGCUCAAUUGUUAUCCAACGCUUGCAAUAUCUGAUGGAAGUCCCGCACCGGACCAAUAAAGCAAUCCCAGCGCUUCUAUCUAAUCUCAAUAUUAUUGGAACCUGUCUACCAAGAUGUCGAAGCAAUUAAUACGUUUGUCCAAGAGAUUAAAGCGAUCACAUUUACCUGGAGUAACAGCAAAGGAAGGUUUCUCUCUGUUCUGAUUUCAGUUGGUUUACAUGCAGGCAAUAAAGAAGUUUGCAGAAGGUAAUGCCAUUGUAAUCUUGGACCCGAAGCUAGAGCGAACUGCUGCAAGUAACUUGGCCCUAGAAAAGAUUCUGGAACUAGCAUUGCAAUGUUUGGCUCCUGGCAGACAGAGCAGGCCAAGCAUGAGGAAAUGCGCAGAGAAUCUUUGGAGCAUUCGUAAGGAUUUCAAGGAACAAUCAACCUCAGAUUUUUGUCAUCUUAUUUCUUCUAAAUCACAGGGGAGUUUUUCAGUUAUAACAGAAGAAUAAACAAAUAGCUGCCUAGUAUUGUGGAAAUCAACCCCACACCAGAAAUGGUAAUGUAAAGAGAAGCAAGCCGAAGCAGUUGCUUUUCAAGACGAACAAGUGACUUGAGAGUAACAGUGCAGGGGGUCAGGAAGGAUUAAUAGUUUUCCAUUGAGCAUUGCCAAGAUGACGCAAUAUUGCUUAAUAAGAUUCAGUGCUUGCAAGAUCAUAGGAGGAACACUACUUGCGACUUUAUCAAAAUGCCGUAGGUUGGGGUCUGCAUUUUUGCUGCAUAUUUAAAAAUCUUAAAUAAAUUUCUUGCGAUCUUGAACUAUCAUUCUGGGAGAGCCUUGUUCGAAUGGUUUUUUUUUUUUUUUUUCUUGUAAAACUUUGCGAAUAUUGUAUAUUGAUAUGUUCGCAAUAUUUAUCACCACCUUCCGAAGAAUUACACAAACAUUUCACUCA
Molecule: messenger RNA, 2511 nt
Organism: Populus euphratica (Euphrates poplar)
Lineage: Eukaryota; Viridiplantae; Streptophyta; Magnoliopsida; Malpighiales; Salicaceae
Product: calmodulin-binding receptor-like cytoplasmic kinase 2
Exons: 6
Coding region: 526-1635 (369 amino acids)
Biological process (GO): protein phosphorylation
Molecular function (GO): ATP binding; protein kinase activity
Source: RefSeq, a predicted model, not a curated record